GCCUGCCCCGCCCUCAGAUCGUUUGCGGCAUGGCAGUAAACAAAGCCAUGUCGGCGACAGGAAGACGGGUUUUGUCGCAAGCCCGUAUUGCCAGCGGGAAGGUAGUGCUGCGGAGGGAGACAACACCACACACCAGACCUACCUGGUGGAGAAUUGGGAAGUGCGUGUGUGGCGGUGCAUUGGCUCUGCCUGUGGGGCUCUACUUUUGCCUCUCGCGUCUCCUUCCCUCGCCCCCCGACUGGAGUGUUCUCUCCAGCCAUGGCUGACUGCACCACGCAGCCGUUAGUGUCAGAGAUAGUGGCUCGUGCUGAUGAGCUCUACGAAGCCAACCAGAUGAGAGAAGGCCUCAGCUACUUGAAACAGUACGCACACUUGGACGAAGUAGAGGUGACACUCCUUGCAUUGGACUAUGCAUACAAUCACCCUUUAUCAGUUGGUGUUAUGGCGACUGGCGCGGCUCUGCUACAAGGCAGGGAAGUACCAGACGGAGUUCAGGAGGAGAAGAAGAGACUGGCAGGGGAGGGGUGGAGCUACAUCGAGAGAGCUCUCGCCGCCGGAGGAGACAGACACAACGGGUGCAGACGAUGGGCCGGGAUCUUGCUCAGCUGGUCCAGCGAGUUUGAGGGAAUCAAGAAGAAGAUUGAGAAAGGUUUCGAGAUCAGAGAUCAUUUCCUAAGUGCCAUAGAGUGUGAUGCUAAGGAUGCUACCAGCAUGCACCUGUUGGGCCAGUGGUGCUACUCUGUGGUGUCUGUCCCCUGGUACCAGAGACAGGUGGCCAGCGUCUUCUUUGCCACUCCACCACAGUCCACCUAUCAAGAGGCGCUGUCAUACUUUGAAGCUGCAGAAAAAGCUGACCCAGGGUUCUACAUGGUCAACUGGCUGUGGAUUGGCAAGUGUCACUUGGCUCUGGGCAAGAGGGAGGAGGCAGAGCCAUGGCUGGAGAAAACGGCAAAGAAAGAAGCAGCAGAGCUCCUAAAGAAGUUGUGACAUUCAUAAUUUUCAGUUCUUCCGACACAGUAACAGGAGAUAAUUUUGCAUCAAACCUUUCUCUCAGCAUAAUUUAUUUUUUCUAUAUACUUUGUUUCAUCAUAAAACCCGUAGAUAAUGCUGUGGUGAUGAAAGACUGUAUGAGCCAUAUUAUACGCAGUGUGACAAUGAAAUGAGAAUAGAUAUAAAUCAGCUACUGCUACCUUCAGUUGCAGUAGUACCAGGUGUACCCUCUAGUUCUCCCAGUCUCCCCUGUUCUCGCUCUAUCUCUGCUCGGUGAGCCGGACUGAGAUCCAGGAUCUCGGCCACGUUGAAGUGCUUCCUCUUGCUGAGCGGCUGGCAGCUCCGUAUCAUCACCAGGUCCCCCACGCGACACGAUGACUCGGGGUCGUGACAUAGGUACUUCUUACGACGCUUUACGUACUUCAGAACGUGUGGAUGCAGUACCAUUCUCGUGACUUCGACUUUGGCCGUCUUCAUCAUCUGCGUGCCGAUUACCUUUCCCACAAACUGCGCCAUGAACACGAGCAAGAGGGGAGAGAUGAAAGAGAAGGCGG
Geodia barretti is the source of this 1544-nucleotide messenger RNA. The record is from the annotation of a GenBank genome assembly. NCBI's taxonomy places the organism in Eukaryota, Metazoa, Porifera, Demospongiae, Tetractinellida, Geodiidae.